AUGAGCCGACCUGGUCCGUCCACCUCCACCCAACCAGCAACAAACAUCCACCUCCAUCCAACCAGCAACAAACAUCCACCUCCAUCCAACCAGCAUCAAACAUCCACCUCCACCCAACCAGCAACAAACAUCCACCUCCAUCCAACCAGCAACAAACAUCCACCUCCACCCAACCAGCAACAAACAUCCACCUCCACCCAACCAGCAACAAACAUCCACCUCCACCCAACCAGCAACAAACAUCCACCUCCAUCCAACCGGCAACAAACAUCCACCUCCAUCCAACCGGCAACAAACAUCCACCUCCAUCCAACCGGCAACAAACAUCCAGCUCCACCCAACCAGCAACAAACAUCCACCUCCAUCCAACCAGCAACAAACAUCCACCUCCAUCCAACCAGCAACAAACAUCCACCUCCACCCAACCAGCAUCAAACAUCCACCUCCAUCCAACCGGCAACAAACAUCCACCUCCAUCCAACCGGCAACAAACAUCCACCUCCAUCCAACCGGCAACAAACAUCCACCUCCAUCCAACCGGCAACAAACAUCCAGCUCCACCCAACCAGCAACAAACAUCCACCUCCAUCCAACCAGCAACAAACAUCCACCUCCAUCCAACCAGCAUCAAACAUCCACCUCCACCCAACCAGCAACAAACAUCCACCUCCAUCCAACCAGCAACAAACAUCCACCUCCAUCCAACCAGCAACAAACAUCCACCUCCAUCCAACCAGCAACAAACAUCCACCUCCAUCCAACCAGCAACAAACAUCCACCUCCAUCCAACCAGUAACAAACAUCCACCUCCAUCCAACCGGCAACAAACAUCCACCUCCAUCCAACCAGCAACAAACAUCCACCUCCAUCCAACCAGCAACAAACAUCCACCUCCAUCCAACCAGUAACAAACAUCCAGCUCCACCCAACCAGCAACAAACAUCCACCUCCAUCCAACCAGCAACAAACAUCCACCUCCAUCCAACCAGCAACAAACAUCCACCUCCAUCCAACCAGCAACAAACAUCCACCUCCAUCCAACCAGCAACAAACAUCCAACCAGCAACAAACAUCCAACCAGCAGCAAACAUCCACCUCCAUCCAACCAGCAACAAACAUCCACCUCCAUCCAACCAGCAACAAACAUCCACCUCCAUCCAACCAGCAACAAACAUCCACCUCCAUCCAACCGGCAACAAACAUCCGGCUCCAUCCAACCAGCGACAAACAUCCACCUCCAUCCAACCGGCAACAAACAUCCACCUCCAUCCAACCAGCGACAAACAUCCACCUCCAUCCAACCGGCAACAAACAUCCACCUCCAUCCAACCGGCAACAAACAUCCAGCUCCAUCCAACCGGCAACAAACAUCCACCUCCAUCCAACCAGCAACAAACAUCCACCUCCAUCCAACCAGCAACAAACAUCCACCUCCAUCCAACCAGCAACAAACAUCCACCUCCAUCCAACCGGUAA
This is a messenger RNA of Scomber japonicus (chub mackerel), 1476 nucleotides long. RefSeq lists its product as uncharacterized. NCBI's taxonomy places the organism in Eukaryota, Metazoa, Chordata, Actinopteri, Scombriformes, Scombridae. The transcript has a single exon. Bases 1 to 1476 code for a protein of 491 amino acids. The record is from RefSeq and is a predicted model, not a curated record.